Molecule: messenger RNA, 1200 nt
Organism: Spinacia oleracea (spinach)
Lineage: Eukaryota; Viridiplantae; Streptophyta; Magnoliopsida; Caryophyllales; Amaranthaceae
Product: alpha carbonic anhydrase 1, chloroplastic-like
Exons: 6
Coding region: 132-977 (281 amino acids)
Biological process (GO): one-carbon metabolic process
Molecular function (GO): zinc ion binding; carbonate dehydratase activity
Source: RefSeq, a predicted model, not a curated record
AAUAAGUUGUAAGAAAUUGAAACACAGAAAAGGGUAGGCUUAGAUAUUUAGGCUAUAAAUAUAUAAUACAAUUAUUUUUAGAGAGUUUUUAUCUGUUCGUGAUUCUGAAAAAAGCUAGCUACGAAAACACAAUGAUCUCGUGUUCAUCUCUAGCUAUAUUCGUGUUUUGUGCUACUCUCAUGUUGAUUUGUGCCUUGGAAUUCGUCUCAGCCUCAGAAAGAGAGGAUCUCUUUCUCAAUGUCGAUGUGGAUAUGGAUCUCCCAGAGUACAAUUAUUCAGAAACAGAUAAAUGGGGAAGCAUUGACCCGCAUUAUGCAGUUUGCUCGACAGGCAAGAGGCAAUCCCCCAUUGAUAUUAAAACCAAUGACGUCUUUGUCUUUGUCAACAAAACAAUGCAAGAGUUGACCAUAAACUACCACGUUGACAAUGCUACAUUGUGCACUGAUGGCAUUGAUGUUAAGGUUUUGUUUAAUGCAAGAGGAGACUUGAUAAUCGAUGGCGAGACUUACAAAUUGAAGCAGAUUCAUUGGCAUACUCCUUCGGAGCACCGCGUUAACGGUGUCCAAUAUGCGGCAGAACUACACCAACUACAUGCAGCUGAUGAUGGAAAGCGGGCAGUUGUUGGGGUCUUUUUCAACUGUGGAAAACCUGACCCUGUUCUAACCAUGCUAAAACCAGAAUUGGAUAAACUAGCUAAGGAACCUUGUCAACGUAAAGAAAGAAAGGUUGAUAUCCCAAUGUUUGACUCAAGCUUCUUGAAGAGGCGGCCUCGCAAAUAUUACAGAUAUCCUGGCUCUCUUACUACUCCUCCCUGUGAUGAGAAUGUCAUUUGGAAUGUUCUUUCCGAGGUUGAAACGAUUUCAAAGGAUCAAGUUGAAGCUUUAAAGGCUCCUCUUCGUGAGGCCUAUAAAAUCAAGAAUGCUAGGCCUACACAACCACUUAAUGGAAGGAAAGUCCAAACUUAUGAUGGUAAUUAGCAUGGCCAUUGGCCAAGGCUUGGCACAUAUACUGGUGUACUUAGCUUUAACCAGUAACCGUGUAAUAAGUUGAGUGAUGCCAUGUUAAUUUGAUUUAGGAGAGAACUAGUUCGAGCCCGAGAUUCACCGAGCUGAUAAUUUUGUGUAGAUCCAAUCCAAGUUUAGCUUUGUAAUUUAUAGCUUUUUUCUUCAAUUAAGCUCUUCUCAUCAAACGUUUUAAAGA